AUGGAAACAUUCGAUCGAUCCUGUGUCUCGUCGAUCCUAAUCACCGGCUCUGAAGAAAAACUCAAGGUUGGAGUCGAGGUAAAUCUGGAAGAGUAUCAGGACAAACGUUUGAUCUUACAGAUCAUCGUAAUCGUCACAGUUUCCAUAACUUUGGCUGUGCCAACGCAAUACCAAUAUCAUGGACCACCGGCGCCCAUAGGCCACGACGGGAGAGUCGUGGAUACACCGGAAGUGGCACAUGCCAAAGCGGCGCAUCUCGCCGCCGUGGCGGAAGCCGCCUUGAGGGUUCCGCACAGCGUGGCUUCCUACGCGGAAAAUCGGAACUAUCACGGAUAUUCAAAGCCCGUAUCGCUCGGUCAUCAAAACUACCACAGCGGACGCGGAUAUCACGGACCACCUGCUCCGUUAGAUCGCGAUGGUCGUGUAAUAGACACGCCGGAAGUGGCCCGAGCGAAAGCUGCGCAUUUGGCGGCUUACAAUCACAUAGCUUCCUCAGUACCUGUCUCAUACGAUCAUUCGCAGAUUUACAAGCCAUCGGUUUAUAGCCACGGCUAUCACGGCGACACGUCUCAUAAUGAUAGAGCAAUUAAUGAUUACAACGAUUAUUGAUUUUGUCAAUCAAAGGGACACGAAUGCAAUAUGACUAUAAGCUGAUUCUUUUACGAUUAAUUGGCGACGACAUGCCAAAAAAAUUUAAUGGAAUUAUGAAAUUGACAUUGACUACGCAAUUGGAGAAUGUGCCUUAAAUUUAUACAGAGUAGUAGUUUGCUAUACAAUAUAUUCGAGUUUCGUGAUACGUUGUAAAUCAGUUGUAAAUCACCUUACGUCAUCAGCUUUCAGACUGAAUUGCAUGUUUCACGUACUGACUCGUUAUCUAAAACGUAUUUUAGCUUGUAAGAAAUAUAAAACAUCCUGUUGUUA
This is a messenger RNA of Pogonomyrmex barbatus (red harvester ant), 921 nucleotides long. RefSeq names its product cuticle protein 5-like. The record is from RefSeq and is a predicted model, not a curated record. Lineage: Eukaryota; Metazoa; Arthropoda; Insecta; Hymenoptera; Formicidae.